UCCUGUCGCCUGUUGAAUAUGUUUAGUGUUUAGUGUUUUUAUACACUUUAUAGAUCCGGUUGUGGUAUUUAGUUGAACGGUGGUGGUGGUAGUGGCAUAUGACGUUGUAUUUUUUUUGACGGUGGUACGCUCUAUUCAUUUCUGCCAGUGACAUCAGCUCAGCUCUGGCUUACAGUCUUUCUCUUGGCGUAUCAUCAAAAACUUUCUUGUCGUCUACCUCUAUAUUCUACCUUAAAUUUUUCUACUUUUAAUAACACCAAAUCUACUUUGACAUCUACUCUUUCUAGCAACUACCAAUACUAUUAGUAUAUUGUGUAUACAUCAUCAAGUAAUUAUAUAAAAUAUAUAUUCAGUAUUAUACCUUCUGUUCGAUCCAAUGUUCGGUGUUGAUAUCAACAACCAAUUUGAUAUUUAGGAGACCGAUAAUAUAGCAGAAAAGACAAGGCGAGAUUUAACCGAUUUUCCUGACGUGCUCACGGAGUACCACACUAGAAAUGCCAUGGGCAACUUACGUGUCACAGCGACAGAUUCGCUGCUCUCAAGCUUCAUUGACUUCAGCAUUGAUAAUUCAUAUAUUUCGCCGCCAACCUGGACACUAGAAGACACCAACCACACCAACCAGACUAACACCGCCAACACUGCCAGUGCCGUGGAGUUGUUGGACUUUGGGUCCUGCUUUUACAACGCUGAAGACAUGGAUUCUUCGCCAUUCUCAUUUCCACAGCAGGAAAAAUAUUCAGAGGACCCGACAUCUGUAACAAAUGAAAUCUACCAAUUUUUACACAACAACGCCACCAUCGCUGAAUAUGAAGCUGAAUAUAAUGCAAUGCCCACCACCAACAACAGCUAUGAAAGUAACAGCAAUGAAAGUAACAACAUCGAGUACCACACAAACACGGUAAACUAUUUAACUGCAGUGCACCAGCAGCCAUGUGAAUUUUAUGGACCUUUUGUGGGCAGCAACGUUAAAGAAUUUAUGUCAAAGGCUUCAUUGGAGAUGAAAAUUUUGCAGGAAAUUGUACGCAUUUAUUCCGAGACUCAUCUCAGCCAACUCGGCGACUACGACGACGCCGCGCGCCGUUUUCUACAGAAUGGUUUUCCGAGAAAAAAGUCUCUUCACAUGUACAGGGUGGGUCAAAUUCGACGCUUUUAAAUGGAAGCAGCCUU
This is a messenger RNA of Sitophilus oryzae (rice weevil), 1167 nucleotides long. RefSeq lists its product as uncharacterized. NCBI's taxonomy places the organism in Eukaryota, Metazoa, Arthropoda, Insecta, Coleoptera, Curculionidae. Bases 500 to 1153 code for a protein of 217 amino acids. The transcript has 2 exons. The record is from RefSeq and is a predicted model, not a curated record.